AUGUGGGUCGCUGGCCAAGAGCGACCCGGGAAAGCGGAGCUGGUACCCGUUGAGAAUCCGGCGACAGGCGAGAUAUUUGCCACCUGCCAUGCUGCGAGCGUAGAAGACGUCGAUGAAACUGUUCAGCUUGCACAUAAAGCUUACAAGUCCGGGGUCUGGGCGAAGGCCACGAGGUCAUUUCGAGCAGAUGUCUUGGACCGUGCUGCUGGGUUGCUCACGGCCAACUUCUCCGAGCUCAUCCCGCUCGAGGUACUCCAGACGGGGCGGGCCAUCCGCGAAAUGAACGCCCAGGUCCCGUCGCUUGUGAGAUGGUUCAAAUACUACGCAGCCUUCCUCCGAACCGAGGAGAGAGCGGUUCUGCCUACCAUGGGGAAGCUACACAACUGGGUUGAUCGGGUGCCGCUUGGAGUUGUCGUUCAGAUCACCCCAUUCAACCACCCGCUACUAAUCGCGGUCAAGAAACUUGCCCCGGCCCUGGCAGCUGGAAACAGCGUGAUCGUCAAACCGAGCGAGCUCACCCCCUUGACAACCAUACUGCUUGGGAAGCUUCUGAAGGAGGCAGGCUUGCCAGAUGGCGUGUUCAAUGUACUCCCGGGUUAUGGUGCAACAACGGGCCGUGCGCUUGUGCAACACCCUCUCGUGCGAAAAGUCGAUGUCACAGGAGGUACGGUCGCUGGCCGAGCAAUUGGCUCUAUCGUUGGGGGCAAUCUGGCCAGGUUUACCGCUGAACUGGGCGGCAAGGCGCCCCUUGUCGUUUUCGAGCAAGCCGACCUCGAUGUGGCUGUUAAUGGGAUCGCCUUCGGUUCUUUUGUUGCCAGUGGGCAGACUUGUGUUGCAAGUACACGUAUAAUUGUGGCAAAUCAAGUUCUUCCGGCGUUGCUGGAAAGGCUCAAAAUGAAGGCUGAAUCGAUCACAAGGCGGAUGGGAUCUCCGACCAAUCCAAAGUCCAUGAUGGGCCCUCUGAUAUCUUCAAAGCAGCUGAGAGGAGUUGAAGCUUUGGUUGACGAGGCAAUCACCAGUUGCAAAGCCCAAGCACUAACGGGGGGGAGCAGAAUGGCGGGCCAAAGCCAGUUGGAUGGCACCGACUUCUCCAAGGGAUAUUUCUUCAGUCCGACCGUGCUCGUCUCUACCCAGGGCGACAGCAUCUUGGAGACCAAAAUAUGGCGCGAAGAGGCUUUCGGACCGGUGAUUGUAGUUGUUGGCUUCGACACAGAGGAGCAGGCAAUCUCGUUGGCCAACGACAGCGAGUUCGGACUGGGUGCGGCGGUAUGGACCAAAGACUUGGCACAGGCUUUCCGCGUGACAGAGCAGAUCGAAGCUGGGAUUGUGUGGGUAAAUACACAUCACCGCAAUGACCCUAGUAGUCCUUGGGGCGGGGGUAAAUCAUCAAGCGGUGUUGGGAGCGAGAACGGCGUCGACGCAUUCAACGAGUAUACGACCAUGAAGAGCACCAUCAUCAACUACGCAGCGGCAGAGGAGUCUCUGGCAUCUGAUGACUGGUUCCAGGAAGGGAGCGGUGACGUAAGAUAUGGAUGA
Molecule: messenger RNA, 1536 nt
Organism: Neoarthrinium moseri
Lineage: Eukaryota; Fungi; Ascomycota; Sordariomycetes; Amphisphaeriales; Apiosporaceae
Exons: 3
Coding region: 1-1536 (511 amino acids)
Molecular function (GO): aldehyde dehydrogenase (NAD+) activity
Source: RefSeq, a predicted model, not a curated record